Messenger RNA from Neolamprologus brichardi, 3523 nucleotides. Lineage: Eukaryota; Metazoa; Chordata; Actinopteri; Cichliformes; Cichlidae. The record is from RefSeq and is a predicted model, not a curated record.
AGUUAAGCUCAGCAGGCAUCAGGAGAAUAGAGUAGAGAGAAGCUCCCAGCCGUAGGGAUAACCAAGCAAGUUCUGGACCUCCAGGGGGAUGAAUCUCUGCUGCCUAAGCAAGGCUUGACUCACCUCCCCAGGGGCUGCUUGUUCCUUUUGCUGGGGAGAAUACAGGAGAUCUAAAUUUGCUGUGCCACGAUAGCAACCUUCAUCAACAGGUUUGUCAUCUGCAAGUCUCGAGUGGCACGAUAGCUUACUCCCAUAUCAGGUGUGUCUGAAAGGUGUUUGUGUGAACAUGCACUCAAGGCAUUGACUGCGUUAGAGUGUGUCUCCCGGGGUUUGCUGAGGCCACUGUUUACUUGCAGCGUGAAGGUGUGAUUGUAUUUGUGUGUAUGAAACAAGUCACAAGUGCUUAAAGAGUGCGCGAUAGGUGGUCGGGCACCGUGGAGGUCAGAGCCCUGGAUUUCAUAGAGAUGGAAGGUCAUGCUUAUGACCGCUUCGGAGAUGGAGAAAGGGACAGCUACCUCAUUGACUACCGAAGGAUUGUUGGAGACACGGAACCAGCACGGCCACGGCCCUCAAACAGAGAUGGGGAGCAACCUCACCCGUAUGGGGGAUAUGCCCACCCUGUGCUACAUGGACACGGGUAUGAGACAGCAGCCCAGCGAUACAGCGCUACACGUAUUCAAGCUGGGUAUGAACCAGAGAGUGACUUCUUGAUCCUCCCCGGUUUCAUAGAUUUCACUUCUGAUGAGGUGGAUCUAACUUCAGCCCUGACACGAAAGAUUACCCUGAAGACGCCUCUCAUUUCAUCUCCUAUGGAUACAGUCACGGAGUCAUCCAUGGCCAUCGCCAUGGCACUGAUGGGAGGGAUUGGAAUAAUUCAUCAUAACUCCACUGCUGAGUUCCAGGCCAAUGAGGUGCGCAAAGUGAAGAAAUUUGAGCAGGGCUUUAUUACAGAUCCAGUGGUAAUGAGUCCCCGUCACACAGUAGGCGAUGUGUUCGAGGCCAAGCUGCGCCAUGGUUUCUCUGGGAUCCCGAUUACAGAGACUGGCAAGAUGGGCAGCAAGCUGGUCGGCAUAGUUACCUCCAGGGAUAUCGAUUUUCUUUCUGAGAAGGACCAUGACCAACCGCUUGAAGAAGCAAUGACAAAAAGAGAAGAUCUAGUUGUUGCACCAGCUGGAGUCACACUAAAAGAAGCUAACGAUAUACUGCAACGUAGCAAAAAAGGCAAGCUCCCCAUAGUUAAUGACAACGAUGAGCUCGUCGCCAUUAUCGCUAGGACUGACUUGAAGAAGAACAGGGAUUAUCCUCUGGCUUCCAAGGACUCUCGUAAACAGCUGCUGUGUGGAGCCGCCAUCGGUACCAGGGAGGACGACAAAUACAGACUGGACCUCCUCGUGCAGGCUGGAGUCGAUGUUGUUGUCCUGGACUCUUCUCAAGGAAACUCAGUCUAUCAGAUUAACACGAUAAACUACAUCAAGCAUAAAUAUCCCGAACUACAAGUGGUUGGAGGAAAUGUGGUGACAGCUGCUCAGGCCAAAAACCUCAUAGAUGCCGGUGUGGAUGCCCUGAGGGUGGGAAUGGGGUGCGGUUCUAUCUGUAUCACACAGGAAGUAAUGGCAUGUGGACGGCCCCAAGGUACAUCAGUGUACAAGGUCGCGGAGUAUGCCAGACGUUUUGGAGUGCCAGUAAUCGCUGAUGGAGGCAUUCAAACUGUUGGACAUGUGGUAAAAGCUCUUGCCCUGGGAGCAUCUACGGUAAUGAUGGGAUCAUUGCUGGCGGCAACUACUGAAGCUCCAGGAGAAUAUUUCUUUUCCGACGGUGUGCGUCUGAAAAAGUACAGAGGAAUGGGCUCCUUAGAUGCCAUGGAGAAAAAUAACAGCCAGAAACGCUACUUUAGUGAGGGAGAUAAGGUAAAGGUAGCUCAAGGUGUUUCGGGGUCAGUACAAGACAAAGGCUCCAUUCAUAAGUUUGUUCCUUACCUCAUUGCUGGCAUCCAACAUGGCUGUCAGGACAUAGGAGCCAAAAGUUUGUCCAUUUUACGGUCAAUGAUGUAUUCUGGAGAACUGAAGUUUGAGAAGAGGACCAUGUCGGCUCAGAUGGAAGGUGGCGUCCAUGGGCUUCACUCAUAUUCUUUUGUGCCAUUCAUGAGAAGCGGUUUUACUGAAACAGGUGGAAGAGGAAACACCCGAUCGGGACCCAACGUCCCGACCCCAGCAGCUAUGAGCAGAUGCACCGGGCGCAUGUGAUCAGAAUGCACCGCAUGAAGCUCCUGUGACUUCUACACUCUAAAGUUGAAACAAAACUAUUCUGUGACCUUCUGUUCAUUGGUGUCCCAGCUCUGACCCCAAAACAACUGUCUUAAAGUUCAAAGAGCCUAAAAGGAUAGAGCCAAAGAACAGAGUUUUAGAGGAUGGUCACAAACUCUUAAUCUGUUGUUCUCCCUCUCAGGUCAAGGCGUAGAGGGAAUCCUGUUAUUACCUAUUCUGUUGUUCCCUUUCAACAAACUUGUCAUGAUAUAUCUACCGAGCUUGAUAGAGAAGAGUACAGCCAUAUAUUUCCUUGCUCAUUUACUACAUUAACUACCCCACCACCCCUUUUUUUUUUGCGGGAAAUCAAGUAAAUAACAGCGCACAGAGCUUUAAUCACAUACUUUUAGUUCUCUUUCUCUCAUAUAUAUAACAUAACAAGUGAAGUGUGCUAAUAAACACAGAAGAGUAAAAUUCUCAUAAUGUUUUUAGUGCACAGCUUUGUCACUCAAGUCAUUUCUCUGAUGCGUGUCGGUGAGCUCUGUGCUGCUCUGUCGUAGAAGGGACAAGAAAAGCAUCAGCCUUAAUUUAUAAACGAGCACUCCAAAUAGGGAGUGCCUUCAAAAAGCAAUUGACACUCUCACCUGGAACUUUACUCUUUUUUUAAUGUUAUUGCUUGAUUUAAAGGAGAGUAUUCACUGUUUUCUUUCAUCAUUCUCAUUUUUAUUGUCACUAUGCAACCAAAGCUCCACUUAGCUUUAUAGUACAUGCUGUAUUCUCCAAAAAUGCUAUUUUGCAAAAGGUUAUCAUUAAUAACACAGCAGCAUAUAGAAUGGUUGGUUAUUUGCCUUUAUUUCCCAGGCUCAGUAUUAAAAAAAAUAAUAAUAAAGCAAAAAAAGGUAGAUACAGUAAUGGAUUCUCUAGUGUUGCAGUAGAACAAAACCAAUAUUCCACUUUUGAUUUAUUUAUUUCUAAUGAUCUUUACAAAUAUCACUUUUAAAUUAAUUUAAUUUUUCCUUUUUUCUGUGAGGUACUCAGUAUAUUUGGUUUGACACGUAUUACAUGUAUCACUCAGUUUUUAAAAAAAUCAACAAUUAAUUUUCAAUUUUGCCAACAAUUUGUCACCAGUUAAUUAAACUUCUUACUAGUUGACACAUCUUAAUUAUAAAUAAUGCCAUAAAUAACAUCUUUUUUUUGGUCAACCUAGGAAUCAAACUUUCAUUUAAUGUAACUUGUGUCAUAUAGUGGAUGUAUAUGUAUUUGAAUAAAGAUAAUUUUUC